This is a messenger RNA of Oryzias latipes (Japanese medaka), 5295 nucleotides long. NCBI's taxonomy places the organism in Eukaryota, Metazoa, Chordata, Actinopteri, Beloniformes, Adrianichthyidae. The record is from RefSeq and is a predicted model, not a curated record.
GAAAUCCAACUCGGGAAUCAGUGAAGUCACGAGAAUCCCCCAUGCAGAGCAGGAGCUGGCAGGAACGUCUGUUUGUUGUCCCGCAGAAGAAGUGGUACAGCCCACGCGGAUCGGUCGCUAUGGAGAGCAGCUCCCUGUGAGCGCGAGCCAGACCAGAGAGAGCAGAGGGACGAGCCCGGAGCCGAAAGUGCCGAAGCGCACGAACACACGCCGAUUAUGGAGGAAAAACCAGCACAAAGGGCUCGCUUGCUUUCAAACGGACUCGGAGUUUCGACUUUUGUUCUCAUCCUUUGCGGACUAACCGGUGUGAGCAGUAAUCAGGUGGUGGUUCAGAGAAAUGUGAACGCAGUGCUGGGGAAGAACAUCACGCUUAGCUGCAUAAUCGAAGUGGGCUCCAACCUCAGCCUCACACAGAGCUCCUGGGAGCGUAAUCUUCCAUCAGGCACCAUUACCCUGGCAGUGUUCAAUCCUGUGUUCGGGACCUCUUACUCUCCAGAUUAUGGCAAGCGCAUCUCAUUUGUUUCACCUUCACAACGAGAUGCCACCAUCACCCUUGAAGGAGUGGGUUUUGCAGAUGUUGGGAGCUACACCUGCAAAGUGGCAACUUUUCCCCUGGGCAAUACACAAGCAUCAACUUUUGUCAAUGUAUUAGUGGAGCCAAAAGUGUACGUGUCUGCGGGUUCAACACCUCUGCUAGAGGGAAGGAACGAAUCUCUGGUGGCCAUCUGCAUAGCUGAGCGUGGCCGUCCCGAGGCAGAGGUUUCCUGGGAGUCGGACCUGUCUGGACAGUCGGUGACCCAAACUCAUGAUGAUGCCAACGGCACCACCUCCGUGCAAGUGAGCUACAUGUGGCGGCCACAGAGCUACGCCCAGGGGAAGACGCUCACAUGUGUGGUGCGCCACCCAGCCCUGCAAACUGAGUUUAAAAUACCCUACACAUUAAAUGUUCAGUUUGCACCAAUAGUAUCAGUAGAAGGAAAGGACAGAAGUUGGUAUGUGGGCCAAAAAAAUGUGAAAUUCACGUGUGAUGCCAAGGCGAACCCGCCCGCCCAACGCUUCACAUGGAUCAGGUUGGAUGGACCCAUGCCUGACGGUGUUGAGAUCUCAAAUAAUAUUCUUGCCUUCACCCGCCCACUGAAGCGCAAUGACUCUGCAAUCUAUCGCUGUGAGGUGAUGAAUAAAAUCGGCCUCCGCGGUGAAGAUGUAAAUUUCUGGGUACAAGAUCCUCCCCCCACCACUGCAGCGCCCAGCACCACGGCUCCUCCCCGCCGCGACACCUCCAGAACUGACACUGCAUUCGACAUGUGGGGAGCCCUGUCCACCUCCCCCACCCUGGCCUCCAUCCACGAGAGCAGCCUUGGUACUAUAGUUGGUGGAGCCGUGGGCGGGGUUCUGUUCUUGGUCCUUUUGCUGAUCCUUGGGGGGGCUUGUUUCAUGCGCCAGCGGAGAACCUUCAGGGGAGACUACUACACCAAGCAGUACCUGGGACCCUCUGACAUGCAGAAGGAGUCUCAGCUGGACGUCCUGCAGCCGCACGAGCUGCAGGAGGUCUACGGCGACAAAAUGAGCAAAGGCAGCCAGGAACUGAAACCCAAACUGGGGGGGGACAUUAUUUACCCGGACUACACCCCUGAGCAGAAAGAUAUGGACGAGUGGGCCAACAGGGGGGACGGCCACAUGGGCAACAAGGAGGACAACUACUACGCAAAUCACUACACCACCCAAAACAUGCACCCAUGUGGGCCUCCUGUGCACAGCCCCAUUGUGAACAACGGCUCCCCCUACAUUCCGGAGGACUGCUAUGACAACGGUACAGACAGCGACUACGUGUCCCACAUGGACGGAUCUGUGAUUUCACGCAGAGAGUGGUACGUUUGAGGAAAAAUCUUUUUGGAGAAAGAGGACAAGUGACUGAGGAGACAAGAUUUCACUGAAGGACUUGUCAUUUCAGUUGAAGAGUAAAUGAAAUCUCACCUUUUUUUUUUCUUGAUUUUCCACAGUGAGAUCUUUGAACAACACUGUUCUGCCUCGAUUGUAACCACUCAACCUUAAGGAUGUGUUCGUGGAUUGUAUUAUACUUUUUGUAGCGUUUCAAAGAGCUACAAACGAGCUGGAAUGCCCGUGUUUGCUUAAGCGUGUGUCUGUGUUUCCACUGAUCCUCUUCCACUGAGGAGGCUUUCCUGCUUGUUUGUGUUUGCACCUGUUGCUUUUCCGAGGUCAGAGGUCGGGUGUUCAGAUUCUUUGUUAGUAAAGUAUUUAUACCCCUGACUAAUUAAGCUCUCCUCCCACAACAUCUUACAACUUCAGUGACAUUUGGGCAGCUCUGCCGCUCGCUCUGAGCAUUUCCACACAGCACUGCAGCAGCCAGUAUUUCAACUUAAAUAUAUGCGUUUAUUUGUACUUUUUGACGCACAAGUAUCAUUUAGUGAAAGGGAAGUCUCCAGAAUUAAAGGGAGAACUGUGAGACCUUUGUACUAAGGGACAUAUGAUCUGAUAGGUGGGAGAGCUUUUGAUAAUUUCCCCCCUUGCAAACUUUGAGGGAGAAUUUCUCCAUGGAUUAUGCAACACAUCAUACCUCCUAGAAUCUCUUUUGUGGUAAAGCAGAUGCAACUCUCAUGUCGAGAAUUAUUUCCGCUCCCUGCUUCCCUUUAAUGUCUUCCAAAAUGUACCCAAAGUUGUUGACACCCAUAGUUGCCAUGGCUACAGUAAAUGAGCUGUCAACUCGGACCGUUGUGUUUUUGUCGCACACGAAUCUCAGGUAGCUUUUGUAAAUGAUGUUUUGGAUAAAUGUCCGCAAUCAGAACAUGCAGCCUUAAGUUUCCUCACAUCUUGGGGGAUUUGUUUUGUUUCUUGUUGCAAAGUUUGAAAUGUAGCUGUGAAAAAAAAAAAAGAAGCUGAUCGCCAGUGGUGCUUUUCCACGCUCAGUCUUCCGACACUCAUUGGUCUGUGUGGUACCAGAGCUUCACUGAUCGAACUCCAACAUAUCAGCCUGAAUGUUCACAACAGAUGAGCGGCGACGCCGCCGCGCCAGUUCAGUGGCGCGGCGGCGUUUUUGGAUGUGGCUUAAAAUAAAACCAGUUAGGCGUUUCCCUUGCAGCCCUCACAGUGGGACCACACUGCUUUUUCUUUUUUGUUUUUGUUUUUUAUGUUACCAUCACAGAGCGCACUCUGGCAGUGGUCACUCACAACCAACCUGCAAAUAUCAUCUCAUUUGAACUGUUGUUGGUCAGUCAAUUAGAUGAAAAUCCAGCAUAUCAACUGCUAAUCCACACACUUCAUCUUGUAACUUUUCCUCAGCCCAAAUGUUAUCACAGUUGUUGGUAAUUAUUACUAUAACCCUUCUCCACUAAGCCAUGAUAUCAAGCUGCAUCAGUGUUUUCCGUUUGUCCUCCUUACUGUGCUCAGAUUUCUGUUUCUAAAACUAACACCGAUUGGUCAUUAUAGGUUUUUAUGAUAUAAGAUCAAAGCGGCGCGUUAUAAAUACCAGAUGGAGCCAGGACGGCUGUCAUCGUCGGACAUUACGUGGUCCCACAAACCACCGACGGUCUCAGCGCUCCCGCUCAACGCCCCACUGUUGUAGUUUAUGAUCACAAUUAACCAACGGAAAACUAACUGACGCCUCAGUUUUAGCUCGUUUGAAGUAUGAUAUUCUGUUGAUUUGGAAACUGUGAGCAGCUGACCUCACCACCGAACCAGCUAAAAUGGAAGGGUUUGGCUUUCCUGAACAUACAGCAAUCAUGGAAAGGAGAAAAAAAAAAAGAAACUCGAUCCACACUCUGAAGUGUCUGUGACGACUCCCCAAAGGCUGAAAGCAGCACAUCCACGGGAAUAAAGUUGAAACAGAGCAGCUGACAUCACAAAUAAACUAAUUUCUUCUUACUUGAGUUCUUUUUUUCCUUUCAGAAAUGACACAUAGAUCAAAAGAACCUUUGCCAAAAAAGUAAGGAAAAAACUCUUGGAAGAUUCCUUUUUUUCUUUUCUUUCAGUCAGUGAGGGUGUUUGCUGCCAGAUAAAAAAACAGACCUUGUGUGUUUUAGUCAGAUCACAGCAGCAUGUCGGCUAUACUUGGAGAUCUCCUUUCUUAUUGAGGGGUUUUAUAGAUUUUGGGUGCGCUCCUCCACCCUUAUUUUCUCAUGCCAGGGCUAUGGUGGAAGAUUUAAAAGUCUUAGAAUAAACUGCUUUAAUCUCUUUAAGUUGCUCUCGCCCUCAGCGCCUCACACACUCCACACAUCUGCAACUGCUGCCCACAUUCAAAGAGCAGUCCUCACCUCAAACCCUCAGCUUUUUAAUCAACUUUAACAUCCUUCUUCAUCACGCUUGGCAGUGGUGCUCCUACUCCAUGAUAUAUGACACAUAUGUGUCUGUGUGCACUUUUAUUUAUUUGUUGUUAUGCUGUCAGCUUCUGCUUGUUUGCUUCGCGCUAACUGGUGCCUCUGCUCCAAACCCAAGUGAUCUUUUCAACAACCUCGCUGUUCACUUUGACAAGCUGUUUGGCAAAACAAAACCAGCAGAGGUGUUGAAUAAUUUUUGUAAAGCGUCAUCCUUUUUGCCGGCUGGUUGCUGCUGCCGGCAAUCCUCCUUUUUUCCCCUCACUAGUGUUUGUACACAUGUAAAUAUUACCUGAUAGGAUUAUGGGAGAAGGAGCUGCUCCCCUCUAAUGUUCUUGUACAGUUUUCUUUUUUUUUUUCGGGUCUUCCCUACUGAAUAGCUGGUGCCUUAAUGGGCUGAGCAGUGCACAGACUCUAAACCUGAUAGUACAGAAGCAUUAAUGUAAUGGAUGAUCAUUACAAAGAAAGGGACAGGUUGUGUCCCUGGAAUACGUACAUCUUCCUUAUUUAAGAUUUGUUGUUGUGAAAGCAUCAAAACAGACAAAAGGUUGAUUAUCAAGCUUUAUACAUUUUGAAAGGACACAUGUAACAACUUGGUUACUGAGAACAUUACUGUUAAACAAAGUUUUUUUCGUCAAUUUGUCAAGCCAGAUUCAAAGAAAAUAUUGUUUUCCUGUAAAUAUUCUGGCUUUUUUUAUUAUUAUUAUAAUGCAUAGUAAUUUUCUUUGUAUUUUUUGUGUUUUUUCAUGGAAUAUUAGUUAAAAACAUUCAAGCAGCUCUUGUCUCACGAAGACGACUGUUCUGGUUUUCAUUGCAGUUAAUGUUUGUUAUUGUCAGUUUGUGACCAAUGAUUUUUUUUAUGUUGUUUCCCUGAAUGAUUGAUGUCACACAGAAUCAGAUGAAUGGGUGGUAGACUUUGGUUUUUGCUGUUUUUCUUUCUUUGAAAUAAAUCCACCAUUAAUGCCAA